This is a messenger RNA of Ascochyta rabiei, 1524 nucleotides long. RefSeq lists its product as uncharacterized. The transcript has 3 exons. The record is from RefSeq and is a predicted model, not a curated record. Lineage: Eukaryota; Fungi; Ascomycota; Dothideomycetes; Pleosporales; Didymellaceae. Gene Ontology annotation, biological process: amino acid transmembrane transport. Gene Ontology annotation, cellular component: vacuolar membrane. Bases 1 to 1524 code for a protein of 507 amino acids. Gene Ontology annotation, molecular function: amino acid transmembrane transporter activity.
AUGGCGUUAGGACUCUUCAGCAAGGCCAAAACGGCCGACAGCGACUCUUCUACCGACCACAAGUUCCAUUCCAAGGACGGCGACUAUGAUCUCGCAGCCAUCGGCCCUGGCACGAACAGGCUUGCCGACCCUGGCGCCAAUCAAGACCCUGAAAAGGGUGUAGACAGCGACAGCGAAGCCAGCAUUAUUGGAAAGCAGAUGGCAAUGGAAGCUGAGAAUGCUAUCAAGUAUCGCUCAUGUAGUUGGCAAAAGAUUGCAGCACUGCUGUUCUCCGAGUACAUCUGUCUCGCCAUCAUGUCCUUCCCAUGGUCCUACUCGAUCCUCGGCCUCGUUCCUGGUGUCAUCUUGACCGUUGUCAUUGCUGCCUUUGUGCUCUACACGUCGCUGACCACCUGGCACUUCUGCAUGCGCCACCCUGAGAUUCGUGAUGUGUGUGAUCUGGGCCAAAUGAUCUUCUGGAACCAAAAGUGGGCGUUCUACUUCACUGCCGUCAUGUUCAUCCUGAACAACACGUUCAUCAUGGGCCUGCACUGUCUUGUUGGCGCCAAGUGGUGGAACACUAUCACCGGCCAUGAGCUUUGCACAAUCGCUUUCGCUGCCAUCACUGCUGUAAUUUCCUUCUUCGCCUCCCUCCCCAGGACAUUCUCCACACUGGCCAAGAUCGCGACCUUUUCCGCCCUGUUCACCUUCAUCUCCGUCAUCCUGGCUGCGAUCUUCUCUGGAAUUGGUAAAAAGCCUGCCGGCUAUCCCGAUAUGGGCGAGCUGGAAGUAUACGCCGUCACGCCCUCUGGUACUACCUUCGUUGCUGGCAUGAAUGCAUUCAUGAACAUCAGCUACACCUUCAUUGGGCAGAUCACGCUUCCAAGUUUCAUCGCGGAGAUGAAAAACCCCAAGGACUUCCCCAAAGCACUUUGGUGCGUCACAAUUGCGGAGGUCAUUGUCUUCAGCUGUGUUGGUGGUGUUGUCUACGCAUACACAGGCACACAGUACAUGACCGCACCCGCAUUCGGCUCCAUUGCAAACGAGACACACAAGAAGAUUGCAUUCACAUUCAUGGUGCCAACCAUAAUCUUCCUGGGUGUCUUGUACGCAUCUGUCUCUGCACGUUUUAUCUUCUUCCGCAUGUUCAACAACACGCGCCACAUGGGCAACCACACAGUUGUUGGCUGGGCUGCUUGGGCUGGCAUCCUCGCAGUCCUUUGGGUUCUGGCUUUCAUUAUUGCAGAGGUCAUUCCUUUCUUCUCUGAUCUGCUCUCGCUCAUGAGCUCGCUAUUCGAUUCGUUCUUCGGCUUUAUCUUCUGGGGCGUUGCUUAUUUCCGCAUGAGGAAGGAAGACCAUGGUCCUAGGUUCUGGGCAGUACGCGGACUCAGGGGCUGGGCGGGUUUUAUCCUCAACGUUAUUCUUUGCGGUAUUGGGCUGCUGUUCCUGACGGCGGGCACAUACGCGACCGUACAGUCCAUCAUCGAUGGAUACAAGGCGGCGUCCUUUGGAGGGCCGUUUAGCUGCGCAAGCAACGGACUCUAG